AUGAAGAAGCUUCGACAUUAUCUACAAGCACAUACUACUUAUCUAGUUUUGAGGUUUGAUCCAAUCAAGUACAUCUUUGAGAAACCGAUCUUAAGUGAAAGAAUAACAAGGUGGCAUGAAAUAUUGUCAAAAUUUGACAUUAAGUGUGUGAACCAAAAUUCUGUCAAAGGGAGGGCUAUAUCUGAAGCAUUACCUGAUGGACCAAUAUCAGGUGAUGAAUUUGAUGGUGAUUUUCUAGAUAAAAAUAUCAUCUGUCUUAGUACGUCACAAUGGAAAAUGCACUUUGACGAAGCCUCCAACAGAAGGAGCAAUGCUUGCAUCUACGGAAUUAAAGCUGCUUUAGGAGCUGGUGCAAAACAUCUCAUGGUAUACGAUGAUUCUUAUCUCAAAAUUUCCCAGACAAUUAAAGUUUGGAAAGUUCGGGACGAAAGGUUGCAAAUGUACACAGAGUAUCUUCAGCAAUUUAUCCCAUACUUUGAAGAAAUAGAGUUCAAGCAUCUCCCCCGUGAGCAAAACAGCUUCACCGAUGCUUUGGCAAACCUUGCGGUGAAUUUGACUUGGGAUGAUGAUAUAAAGGUAAAGUCGGUAAUGAUUGUAGAAAAAGAAAUUCUGGUGGUUAAUUUUGAACCAACAAUUGCUCUGUUAACCAAGGAAGAUAAUGAGGAUGCUUAG
Messenger RNA from Chenopodium quinoa (quinoa), 672 nucleotides. RefSeq lists its product as uncharacterized. The transcript has 2 exons. The record is from RefSeq and is a predicted model, not a curated record. NCBI's taxonomy places the organism in Eukaryota, Viridiplantae, Streptophyta, Magnoliopsida, Caryophyllales, Amaranthaceae. Gene Ontology annotation, molecular function: nucleic acid binding; RNA-DNA hybrid ribonuclease activity. Bases 1 to 672 code for a protein of 223 amino acids.